GCUGCAGAAAGGGUGAACAUAAUUCACUUAUUAGCAAGUCCACACGGGCUGACCUGCAGGAUACCACUUGCAGAGAAGAAGAUUGGGUAUGAGUUGGAAGAGGUGCAUAAGUUUCGUAGCAGCAUGGCCACUCUUGAAGAGGUAAAAGAGAGUUGCAAGAGCCUCCCGGUUCUCAUUCACAACGGCAAAGAGAUCUAUGAGUUUCGUACUGUGGUGGAGUAUAUUGACGAGGCCUGGAAGAGCCGCUCCGCCUUCCUGCCUUUAGAUCCUUACAAGAGAGCUCAAGCGCGGUAUUGGUUUGACUUCAUUGACAAGGAGUUUUCAGAGGAUGCGAAAGUGUGGAGCGGAAGGGGGAAAUAGCAGGAGGCUGCCAAGAAGGAGCUCGUAUCGACUCUGAAGGAAUUGGAAGUGGAGUUAGGGGACAAGCCUUACUUUGGGGGAGAAAGCCUGGGCCUCGUCGACAUAGUCCUCCUCCCCCACUAUGCCUGGUUCCAUACGUAUGAGAGGUGCGCGGACUUCUGUAUCCAAGCACACUGCCCCAAGCUCAUCGGAUGGGCUAAACAGUGCUUACGGAAGGCGAGUGCGUCCCAGUGCCUUCCUGACCCGGACGAGGUCUAUGAGAACGCCAUGAAGCUCAAGGAAAGAGUAGAUGAAAUUACCCCUGUUGUUGCUAUAGCAAAAUUUUUUUCUAGGCUUGCAUCCCGCUGUGAUUCUGAGCACAUGUUGGGUGACAUUUUCUUUGGUCGUCUUGUGGGAGCAGAAGCCUGGGUGUCUGAAUCACCUGCUUGAGCUCGAGUCCUCAGGAUAAGAAUAUUCUUUAAUACAACAAAUAAAUCCGUUGUCGGGGUAUCCAGGUAGUUAAAAGGCCGGCACGGUUAAUCCCUGUGUAAUGUAAUAAAUAAUCAGACUUUGCUCCUAUCUACACCUCAUUUCCUUAUGAGCUCGAUACUGUUCACUUAUGGCGUAGAUAAAUAAAUAAAUAUAUAUAUAUAUAUAUCAAGCUGUCAGAAGAAAAAAAAAAGAAUUAUUCGAACUUUUCCAUUAACAAAUUAACAAACAACAAAGUUGCAUGGAAGAUUCCGCCCCUAAGCUGACAUCCAAUUCAAUUCCUUUGCUGCAAUUUUUAUAAAUCCUGGCCUCCCCUGUGUACACUACCGUGGCACCAACCAAUUCUUCUUCUUUCACCACCAAAUGGCUGAAGAAACUUUGAUCCUUUUAGACUUCUGGCCCAGUAUGUAUGGGAUGAGGUGCAGAAUAGCACUUGCAGAGAAGGAGAUCGAUUACGAGUACAGAGAAGAGGAGUUGCACUUGUGGAAGAAGAGUGCCCUCCUUCUGGAGACAAACCCAAUUCACAAGAGGAUCCCAGUUCUCAUACACAACGGGAAGCCCAUCUCCGAGUCCCGCGUCAUUGUAGAGUACAUCGACGAGUCUUGGAAGGAUAAGUCUCCGGUGCUGCUGCCUUCCGAUCCUUAUGAGAGAGCUCAGGCCCGGUUCUGGGUUGAUUUCAUCGACAAGGCAUUCUAUGAUCCUGCAAGGAAGGUGUGGGGGACGAAAGGAGAAGAGCAGGAGGCAGCAAGGAAGCAACUCGUGCAAGCUCUCAAAGUGAUGGAAGGUGUUCUAGGGAACAAGCCCUUCUUUGGGGGAGACAGCUUCGGGUUUGUGGACAUGGCCAUGAUCCCAUACAACAGCUGGUUUCAUUCCUAUGAGACUUUUGGGAACUUCACAAUCGAAAUGGAGUGCCCCAAGCUGGUCCCAUGGGCUAAGAGGUGUUUGCAGAAGGAGAGUGUGUCCAAGUCCCUCGUCGACCCUCAAAAACUACUUGGUUUUGUGGUUGAGAUGAGGAAAAAGUUUGGCCUCGAGUAGAUGCACGGCCUCAACAGUGUUUUAACCAUAGAUCUUAUGUAUUCAACUUCCAUAAGUCGACACCAUUGAUUAUUGUGGGGUUCGGGUUCCAUAUGGAUCCCAUAACAUCCAAUGGCCAAUAAUAGUUGAAUUCAUUUUGGAGUGUCUUAGUUUAUCUUUCUCUGGGUAAUGUGCGAAUUGAUGGGCUUGUAGUGCCUUCUCAAUGUUUGGUGUUUCGUGAUAUUCUAGUUGCACUCAAGGAGUGUGGGCUUAUUGCAGUUCCAUUUUGUGUUGGAA
Messenger RNA from Punica granatum (pomegranate), 2139 nucleotides. Lineage: Eukaryota; Viridiplantae; Streptophyta; Magnoliopsida; Myrtales; Lythraceae. The record is from RefSeq and is a predicted model, not a curated record.